CAGCAUUGCCUCGCUGUGAAAACAGGCUCGGUCCGCAGCGGGUUCGGCCGUUAACGGGGGACGGGACCGGAACCGGGUCACGGGUUCUGGAACAUCCGAACCCUGGGAUUUCUCCUGCAGGUCAAACAUCGGGCUGCGGCAGCGGGGAGAUGCCGUUAAGUGAAGACUUAAAGCGGCAGGAACCCGAGCGAUGCGUCGCUUCUUUAAACCGAACCCAGAAUAUAAUCUGAAACAUUCUGAGUGUUUCUGCUUCUGCACCGAGGAAGCGUGGCAAAAAUCACAACCCGUGACAACAGCUUCAAUCCCGCCCCGAGGGGAAAUCUGCGUGAUGAAUUCGCGCUGAUCACGUUGUCUCGGUCCUGUCUGCGUGAUUCGGCGAGAUCUGGUUUGUUGAGACAGCUUUUUACAUCUGCAUCAUCAGUCAGUCUGGCCCCAUCUGACAGCAUAGUUAAAGCAAACUGAAGAUUCCUCCCCUGAUUUGAUGCUGCAAACAGGAACAGUCUGUUUGGAAGCAGGAUCUCCAUCACCUUCUGAUCCUGCUGUGAUGCUGGACGUGGUGAAAAUGAAAGAGGCCUGCAGGAUCUGCGCCCGGGAGCUUUGUGGGAACCAGCGCCGCUGGAUUUUCCAUCCCGGAGCUAAACUCAGCCUGCAGGUGCUGCUGUCCCACGCCCUGGGCUGCGAGCUGUGCAGGGAUGGCCGCAGAGAGUUUGCCUGCUCCAAGUGCACCUUCAUGCUGGAGCGGAUGUACCGCUUCGAUACCGUGAUCGCUCGGGUGGAGGCACUGUCCCUGGAGCGCCUGCAGAAGCUGCUGCUGGAGAAGGAGCGGCUGCGGCAGUGCAUCGGCGGUCUGUACCAGAGGAACAACCCGGAGGAGCCUAGUAUGGACCGGCCUGAAGACGCCUCUGUGGUUGAUCUGCCUGCCCUGCACGAUGUGAGCUACUCAGACCUGAUCCAGGAGGAUCUUGUGUUCUCUGUGUAUGAGUCCUGGGCAGAUAAAGAGGACCCUGCACUGGAUCAGCACCUCCACCAGUGCACAGGAGCAGAUUCUGGCCCGAAGCCCAGGAGGUGCCGGGGCUGUGCUGCGCUCCGUGUUGCAGACUCGGACUACGAAGCGGUUUGUAGGGUGCCGAGAAGAAUUGGACGCAGAAGCACCUCAUGCGGCCCGUCUACCCGCUGCUCAGCUGCCGCUCUAGGGGUGGAGGACCUGACCAGAACUUCAGCAACCUCUGAGGCAACAACUGUCCUGUUAGAUACUCCUUCAGCUGUGGUGGAGGCGGAUAAAAUAAGCCAUAGUCCUGCAUCUUCUGUGGAGUCUCUGGAGAUCCCUACAAACCAUAAAGUCAAGGAGGAACCUGAUUCAGAAGAGGUGGCUGUGAGAAGGGACCCCCUCUGGAGAAAAACCCAGAGUGAGUGCUCCCUCUCUGGGCUGGAGAUGCUUCUGAGCGUCCUGCGAGGCUGGGAGUACCGGCCUGUGAAACCCCCCAGGGGCAGCAAGCUCCCAGUUCUAGUAAAAGCCAAACUGGAGCAGAGCAUGUCCAUCCCAGUGAGGUCACCCUACGGAGGGGCUGGUCCCUGUGAGAUGUUCUCCCACCCAGCCAUCCCGGAGGUCGUGAUCCUCUGUCCAGAGCAGGAGCUGCAGGCGGAGCUGGCGGAGAUCGAGGAGCAGUGGCAGGAUGAUUACAUUCAGUGUGGCCCGUUCCGGUUCCAGCAGCGGCUGAUCAAUGAGCAGCAGGGUCAGCUCAGUCAGUACGAGAGCGCUGCAGGUCAGUGUGUAGGAGAGCUGCAGCAGGCCCAGAACCAGGUCCGAUCUCUGCAGGUCAAGAUCAAAGAGAGUGAGACUCGGAACCAGAAGCUGCAGGACCGUCUUGCUGAGAUGGAGUUACAGUUGCGUUCUGCCCAGGAGGAGGCCCAGCAGCAGGAGAGAAACAUCCAGAACUUGAGUGAUAGCAUGAACUCCAAGGAGACGGAGGUUUCUGAGCUGUGCAGAGUGAUCGAGGAGCAGAAUAAGAUGCUGUGUUCUCUCAGAGAGCUCGCCAACCACAGCCAGCUGCAGCAGCUGCAGCUCUCUGGUACCGAGGCAGCUCCGGGGCAGGGCGAGAUCCUGGCUCUGCAGGCGUCUCUGUUCCAGGCUCAGCUGGAGCUGCAGGCUGGUCAGCGGGCUCAGCGACAGGCAGCCCGUAUUCAGGAGGAUCAGAACCGAGCCCUGGAGAGGCUGGAAAGAGACCUGCAGGUGGUGCUGCAGCACAGGAGGGAGACAGAGAGACACAACCAGGAGCUGCAGCUGGCUCUACAGAAGGCUCGCUCAGCUCUGCAGGACAAGGAAGAGCAGCUGGGACAGAGCGAGCAUGACAGACAGAGGGAGAAGGAGGAGAGAGAGAGGAUCGUCGGAGAGCUGAGGACGUUCUUGCAGAUUAAAGAGCAGCUUGUUGAGGAAUACAGAGAGAUGUUGAAGGAACCGAAGGAGAACAGAGACUCUCUCCUUCAGAAGCUUCGGCAGCGAAUAACCAAGAGAGAUCGGGCGUUGGAGGCAGCUGUUGACAAGAAGUUUCGCUCCAUGGAGGAAAAAGAAGAGGAUACCCGUCGACUUCAGGUGCUGCUCCGAGAGAAUGAGCGUGAUUUGGAGAGGCAGCGCUGCGUCCUGGCCAACAACGAGGAGACCAUCGCUAGCCUGGAGGCGCUGCUAAGAGGGAAGGCUCUGGAGCUGGAUCAGGUGUCUGUCGCCUGGAGGAACGUCCAGAAGCAGCAGCAGGACGUCGAGGACCAGCAGAAACGAAUCCUGGGAGAAAGAGACUGCAUCAUUGAUCAGCUGCAGGCGGCGCUGCUCGCUCGCACGCAGGAGGCCCAGGAUCUGCGCUGCUCCCUACUUCCCCAGAUCCAUUCUGCUCCAGGCCAUGUUCUGGAAGAGCUUAAGGUCCGCCUCCAGCUUAAAGACCACCUCUUCCAGAAUGUGAUGUCUGACCGGACUCGUCAGGCCCAGGAGCACCAAGAGCAGCUCCAGGAUCUGCUCAGAACCAUCAGCACCAGGGACCAGUACAUUCAGGACUCAGCGGGCCGGCUAACCGAGGUUCUGAAUGAGCAGUCAUCGAGAGUCCAAGAGCUACGCAGUCAGCUGAGCUCAGGUUCUGGAUCCAAGCCUGUUGCGGCUCCAGAGCUGGCCUUGGAGGUCCAGGCAUUACAAGAGGAGCUGCGUUUGGCCCUGAUCAGGGAAAAGGAGAACCAUGAGGAGAGGAGGAAUCAGGCUGGCCAGCUGGACUCCUUGAGCAGGAGUCUGAAUGUAAAGGAUGAGAUGAUCAGGGGCUUUCAGAGGCAGUUGGUGGACCCCUCAGACCUCCCUCUGGUAGAGAGACUCACCCAGGAGGUCCAGGAGCUGAAGGAGAUACUGGUCCAGCAGGACGCUCCUCGGCCCGAUGGUGGGCAGCCUAUGUUUGGAGAGCUGAGCUGUGAGGAUGAAGGGGAGGCAGAUGAUCUGAAGAGUGACAUCGAUGAGAGUGUUGAUGAUGAGUCUGGUACCCAGGAUCUGCUGCUGGAUGGUGAGGGUCUGAUAGAGGUCAAACAGCUGGUGGAGCACAAACAGGUGCUGGAGAGAGAGCUGGGAGAGCUGAAAGGUCAGCUGGAGAAAGCUGGGUACUCCUCACUGUCUCAGAUGAGGAGAGCUUUGUUCAUCCUGCGAGCAGAGAACGAAGAUCUAAAGCUGCAGCUGCAAGAAGGACCACAACCUGACAGGAGACAGGCCGAGGAGCCGGACACUGUGCUGGAAGAUGAGGAGGAAGAAGAGGAGCUGGAUGUGACUGUGGAGGAGGAAGAGGAAAGCUCUGGCAUGUGGGAUGCUUGGGAUGGAGAGCUGUCUUCCUCUGAUGUUAGGACUCAGAGCCAUGAUGAUCAAAAGAUGGAGGAAGCCAACCAUCUUCUCACCAGCUCCUUACUGGACGAUGACCAGUCCAGUGAGCUGGUAGCCGAUCAGCAGCAGGACGCCUCAUCGUCCACACGUGAGACGACAGUUUGUCUGCAGCUGAAGAGCAGAGAGCUGCAGGAGAGGCUGAUGGUGUCCGAGGCUACGGUGCAGGCUCAGGCCGAGCAGCUCAAGGACUACAGAGAGCUACUGACAGAUGCAGCUGUGCAGCAGGACAGUAAGCAGAUCCAGGUGGACCUGCAGGACUUGGGCUACGAGACUUGUGGCCGCAGCGAGAACGAGGCCGAGAGGGAAGAAGCCAGCAGCCCAGAGUUCGAUGACCUGGAGAUGUGCUUGUCUCUGGACUGUGGCUCACAGUGGUGGCCUACCAGCAGCAGCAGCAGCUCCACCAAAACCACCACUCAGACCUCUGGUUAUGGAGACAACAUCCCGUCCCUCCAGCGCCUAGUUGAAGACCUCCGCUCGCAGCUGUCCCGCUCUCAGGGAGUGAUCCGGGGACUGCAGAGCCGCCUCUGCUCCCUCUCCACCUCCAGUGACUGCGAACCGUCGGCCCUCCGCAAGGUCAACUGGUCUCUCCAGGCCUCGCAGAGCGGAGCGGAGGACGAUGAGGGCUGGCAGUCGUCUGAUGGAGGAGCGCUGACUUCACAGCGUCACCAAGACAAGGACCUUCAGGAGCUCACUUCCAGAGUGGAUGCUCUGGAGGACCAGCUGAGGAAAGGUGGCAAGAUGAAGGAAGAUGGAAGCUCUGCAAACUGGCCGGGGAAAUUUGACUCGCUGAUCAAAGCUCAGUCCAGAGAGCUGUCCCACCUCCGCCAGCGACUCCGUGAAGGACGGGGCGUCUGCAGCCUCCUCAUCCAGCACCUAGGGGACACCACCAAGGCCUUUGAGGAGCUGCUGAGGGCCAAUGACAUCGACUACUACAUGGGUCAGAGCUUGAGGGAGCAGCUGGCUCAGAGCAGCGGUCUGGCUCAGCGGGUCAGCGCCAGGAUCAGUGGACGAGAUCAGUCUGAAGACGCAGAUGAGAAGACGGAGCUGCUCGCCAUCCGACUCAGUAAAGAACUGCAACAGAAGGACAAAGUCAUCGAGUCUCUCCAAGCCGAACUCAAGCAGCAUCAGGGUCAUCAUCGCUCUGACACGCCCAGCAGCAGCCACGCCCUCUCUGAUAUCACUGACCAAUCAGAUCGCAUCUCCUACGUGUCUGACGAGCACGGCUCCACCAACGAGGACUUGGUGUUGUGCUCUGACCCAGAUGCUGCCAGUGAGAUUGGACUGCAGGGAAUCAGGACUUCUACCAAAGCCAGCACAGACUCUCAGCGCGGUUCCACUUCACGCCAUCCAUCUGCUCCUUCAUCCAUCACCUCAUCCCAUCGCACCCAGUCCUGCCUCAGCUGUCCCAGCAUGCACCUUACCAGCUCACCACACAACACUGCAGACCUGCAGAGUCACUCAGCUCUUUGUCACCCUCCCCUCUCCUCCUCCUCCCUGAAACAGAGCACCCUCUUCCCCCUCCAUCUUUCCCCCAUGAAGCUGCAGCCACAAAGAAGCGAAGGGGCGGGUUUCUCUCUGGCUGAGGUUCACCAGGAGCUUCAGAUGUUACAGAAGCAGCUGACAGUCAAUGACAGGUUUUCCAGUCCCCAGUCCAGAUCUCUUCACGGGUUCCCGUUUGCCCACCAGCAUCCUGCAGACCCCUCCGGUGCCCUGCCUCUCUCUUACCAAGGAUUCCAGCCGUCUCCAUUCAGCAGCAGCAGCCUGGGAGGCAACAUGGCAAUGAAAGCUGGGGCAAGUCUGCUGGAGAGAAGUGCAUUGUGGGAAAUGCCCUUUGGAAAUAGACCGGCAAGAGCUGGAGCUGACCUGUCGUCGGGAUCAUCAGGGUACCAGUCAGGCACCAGCCGCACAGGUUCAGACCUGAUGACGGAGCAUCUGAGAGAAAUCCGCAGUCUGAGACAGAGACUGGAGGACUCCAUCCAGACCAACGAUCGCCUCCGGCAGCAGCUGGAGGUGAAACUGGCCCACGCCCCCAUGGAAAAAGGUGCUCCUACCAACAUCUACAUCCAGGGUCUGGACUCAGUCACCCAACUUUCCAGUGAGAUUAGACUCCUAAAGGAGGAGAACAUCAGUCUGCAGACCCAGCUCAAGCUCAGCAGAGAUGGCAGCAGAGAGGCACAGCAUCUAAGGGAGGUGGUCCUUCUGGAGCGUUCCAGGCUAAAGGAGGCGGAGCUAGAAACACAGAGAUGGGCGGAGCUAAGCAAAAAGCUGCAGGCUGAAGAUGGAGUUCGCUGCCAGGAGGUGGCACAGCUGAAACAGGACAGACAGAGAAGCCAAGAAGCCAUCAACAGGCUGCAGCAUGAGGCGAGUGUCCUCCGGCAGCAGCUGGACCAGAACCGCAGUUUGAUCCAGACGCUUCAGAAUGAGCUGCAGGAGGCAAACCGCAGAGUCUGUGAAGCCACAGCAAACACACACUCAGAUCAGGUGGUUAACAGCACUCUGCCAGGACGUCACACUGUGACCUUUGACCCCAAAGAUCUUCACACCCAGCUGGAGCAGCAGCUGAACGGUCAGGCCAACACUCCGCCUGCAGCCGGGAGGCGACUCUUCAUCGAUAAAGUUCUGUCUCCGCCUGUUAGAGACACCGGACUCAUUAGUCCUUCGUCUCCUCUACGAUCCGGGCCGAGAGCAGGUGAAACAGCUGAUACAACUGCCUCCACCCUUCAGAGUGGAGCUCCUGAUGGUUCUUUCACCAGACGACACGGCCACCCCGCCGUCGGCCACGUAAAGGACUUCAAGGCCCUGCAGCAGCAGCUCCUCGAAGGGACUUUCCUUGUUAUUCAGAUGGAGGACGCCCUAUGUUCUCUGAACGCCUUGCAGAGGCUUCAUCAGCCUUUCGACCCAGGAUGUGUCAGAAAUCUGCUGUCAGACACUAAAACUCUGAAACAGAUCCUGCAGGAGGCCGAGUCCCUGCUGCAGGUGACCUGCAGAGCAGGUCUGUCUGACCCUCAGGAAACCAAACAGGAUGAAUCCCUGAUUGACGAGGUUGUCUCUCUCCGUCUGAAGCUUUCAGAGCAGGAGCAGGCUCUAAAGGGUGCAAUGGAGAGACUGAGGACCUCCAACCUCACCAAAGAUAGCAUGGAGCAAUUUAUCGUCAGUCAGCUAUCAAGAACACGGGAUGUCCUAAAGAAAGCAAAGACCAAUUUACAGGAGAAUAAACUCAGGAUCUCCUCCCUUCACCAAGCUUCUGUCACUGUUCCUCCUUCCUCCCCUUCACCUCUUUCCUCCCCCCUGUCUGUUAAAGGUGAAAACCCAGGAAGCUUCGGUGAGCUCACCUCCUCUGCUGAUUGGAGUGUCCUGACAUCCUCAUCCUCUGCUGCCUGGAGACUGGCUACUCACCAGCGCCCCUUGCAGGUGGUCUAUCUGUAGCCCAGCAGCCUGACUCUGUGGCUGCAGCUGAAAAACCUGGAAAUGCGGCUUUUUUUAUGGACUUUACCUGAGUGCUACUAGAUUUUACCUCAGUGAUGAGGGUUUAUGGAUUUGUAUGACUUUAACAGCUGUAGAUUAAAGGUGAAGGGCAGCAACUGAA
This is a messenger RNA of Girardinichthys multiradiatus, 7484 nucleotides long. It is a transcript of the gene pde4dip, whose product is annotated as phosphodiesterase 4D interacting protein. Bases 482 to 7324 code for a protein of 2280 amino acids. Gene Ontology annotation, cellular component: microtubule organizing center. The transcript is spliced from 37 exons. Lineage: Eukaryota; Metazoa; Chordata; Actinopteri; Cyprinodontiformes; Goodeidae. The record is from RefSeq and is a predicted model, not a curated record.